Centruroides sculpturatus (bark scorpion) is the source of this 2224-nucleotide messenger RNA. RefSeq names its product sec1 family domain-containing protein 1-like (gene Slh). NCBI's taxonomy places the organism in Eukaryota, Metazoa, Arthropoda, Arachnida, Scorpiones, Buthidae. The transcript has a single exon. Gene Ontology annotation, cellular component: Golgi membrane; cytosol. The record is from RefSeq and is a predicted model, not a curated record. Gene Ontology annotation, biological process: endoplasmic reticulum to Golgi vesicle-mediated transport; intracellular protein transport. Bases 92 to 1999 code for a protein of 635 amino acids. Gene Ontology annotation, molecular function: syntaxin binding.
UUUUAAUCCGAUAGAUGACGCUUCGUUGUAAACGUGUCCGUCUGGAAGUGGUCGAGAAUUUUGUUAGUUUACUUCUUAAAAAUUGUGAAUAAUGAGUAGUUCGAUGCGUGAAAGACAAAUUUCGGCCCUUAAAAGGAUGCUUAACUUUAAUAUGCCACCCACGAAGUCUACGGUUAUUGAGCCUGUGUGGAAAGUAUUGGUGUAUGAUAGGAGUGGACAAGACAUAUUAUCACCACUAUUAUCUGUGAAAGAAUUGAGAGAAUUGGGUGUUACACUCCACAUGUUAUUGCAUUCGGAUAGAGAGCCAAUUCCUGAUGUUCCUGCUAUAUAUUUUGUAUUACCCAAUGAUGAAAAUAUCAGUAGAAUAGCUCAAGACUUCAGAAAUCAGUUAUAUGAUCACUAUUACCUGAAUUUCAUUUCUCCCAUUUCGAGACAGAAAUUGGAAGACUUGGCUACGGCAUCUCUCAAUGCUAAUUGCAUUUCCAGUGUUAGUAAGGUGGUCGAUCAGUACCUUAACUUUAUAACCUUAGAAGACGACAUGUUCGUGUUGAGACAUCAAGACCGAGAGAGUCUUUCUUAUUACGGCAUCAACAGAGGCGACGUUAAAGAUACGGAGAUGGAUAAUAUUCUGGACGGCAUCGUCGACAGUCUUUUUUCCGUGUUUGUGACUUUGGGUACGGUGCCGAUUAUUAGGAGUCCGAGAGGAAAUGCGGCAGAAAUGGUUGCGGAGAAGCUGGAUAAAAAAAUACGUGAAAAUUUGAGAGAUCCCAGAAAUAGUCUUUUCACAUCAGAUGCGUUACAGUCUGGCCAGUUCAGUUUUCAGAGGCCGCUUUUAGUUAUUCUGGAUCGUAAUAUGGAUAUGGCAACUCUCUUUCAUCAUACUUGGACUUAUCAGGCUUUAGCUCAUGAUGUUUUAGACCUUCAACUCAAUCGUUUAAUGAUAGAAGAAAUUGAAAAGCCCGGUCAUGUUGGUGCUAAACCGUUAAAGAAAAGCAAAUCUUACGAUCUGAGUAACACGGAUAAAUUUUGGCAACAACAUAAAGGUAGUCCUUUCCCCAUAGUUGCGGAAUCUGUCCAAGAAGAGCUAGAAUCUUACAGAACUUCGGAAGAAGAAGUCAAACGAUUGAAAGCUGCAAUGGGCUUGGAAGGUGAUAAUUCGGAUGAAACUAUAAGUAUGCUAUCAGAUAAUACAGCCAAGUUAACAUCUGCUGUUAGUUCUUUGCCUGAAUUAUUAGAGAAGAAGAGACUUAUAGACAUGCACACUACUAUUGCUACUGCUAUUCUUGAUCAUAUUAAAAGUCGUAAAUUAGAUGUAUAUUUUGAAAUUGAGGAGAAAAUUCUCGGUAAAGCGACAUUAGAUAAAUCUCUAAUGGAUUUAAUUACAGACCCAGAGGCAGGAACUCCAACUGAUAAAAUGAGACUUUUUCUGAUAAGUUUUAUUUGUGGACCACAAAUGACAGAUGCUGAAGUUGAUCAGUAUGCAGCUGCUCUCUUAGAUGCUGGUUGUGAUCUAAAUUGUUUACAGUAUAUGAAAAGAUGGAAAACUUACAGUAAAAUGACAAUAUCUGCCAGUCAGUAUGGGGGAGCAGGUACAAAAACUGUGAGCAUGUUUUCAAAACUCAUGUCUCAUGGUUCUCAAUUUGUAAUGGAAGGAGUUAAAAAUCUUGUUGUGAAGAAACAUAAUCUUCCAAUUACUCGUAUAGUUGAUGCUCUCAUGGAGUUGAAAUCUCUUCAAGAAACAGAUGACUAUAGAUAUUUUGAUCCAAAAUUAUUAAGAGUGACGGACAGUUCGUCGAUUCCCCGUAAUCGUUCACCUUUUCAGGAUGCCAUAGUUUUUGUAGUUGGAGGUGGAAAUUAUAUAGAAUAUCAAAAUCUAGUAGACUAUACAAAAAAUAAAACCGGUUCUUCCAAUAAACGAGUAGUCUAUGGCUGUACAGAUCUGGUAAAUGCCACUCAGUUCUUAAAGCAGUUAUCACAUUUAGGAAUGGAAAUUAAGUGAUUAAGCUGGUGAGAUUUACAUAUAAGUGAUAUUCACUUGUAUGAAGACUGUAAACAGGAAUAAGUGUAUUUCUGUGUCAUUACUUGGUGAUAUAUUAUUUAAAUUUUUGUUUAAAAUCAAGAACCAAAACUAGAAGACCAAUUAAGAUUUUGUUGUUAAAAUUAUCUUUAGAAUUUUAAAUGUUCAAUCAAUCAAUAAUGAUAUUUUACUAUAUAAUUUAAAUAA